AUGUUUCGGAAUAGAAUUUGGCUUCGGAGCUUAACUAGGAAAUCAAGAACGAGGCCCUCGAAUGAUCAGAAGAAUAUUACGGUACAGCCAACGGGGGCCGAUUCUGGUGAUGGAGGCAUUUCAAAGAAACGAAAAAACUGGCAACCAGGUAUCGAUUCAAACCCAGAUAUGUUUAGGAAAAGGAGAAGGACUAGGGGAAAUAACAAGGCCUGUGAUGCAAAUGUGGAUCGGAUUUCCGAAUUGCCUGAACCAAUCAUCCAUCAUAUUUUUGCACGCCUCAAAUGCUUCAGAGACGUGGUCCGGACUAGCAUCCUUUCAAAGAAGUGGAAAAACACUUUCGACUCAUACCUCACCUUUGAAUUCGACGAGAGAUGGUUUCGUGUGCCAAAGGCUGUUGGAAAACACAAGAGGAUCAAGGCCCGUGAGUUGCAGAAAAAGAAGUUCAAGGGUUAUGUUAAUCGUUCUAUAGAAAUGAGGCUCAACCCAGUUCCUUGCAUAGACAAGUUCAGGCUAUAUGUGAAUAACGUGGAUAUCCGGUUGAAUGACUGCAUGCAAUGUUGGGUUCAUGCUGCUGUGGACAAAAACGUGAAAGAGCUGGAUAUUCAGGUGAAUACCAACGGAAAAUAUUUUAGUUUGCCAAGUGCUGUGCUACUGUCCACGUCUAUAGCUUCUCUAAAGCUCUCAGGCUACUUAUCAUUAGGGUCCACUUCAUUAGGCAUGUCUAAUUUGAGAGAGCUUUCCAUAAAAGGCUCAUUGCGGAUAAAUGAGGCCGUGAUCCAGCAAUUUGAGAAGUGUUGCCCUUUGAUGGAGGAUUUGAGGCUAGUUCACUGUAACGGCAUUUAUGUUAUAUCCUUUCUGUCUCUCAUGAAGCUGAGAAGGGUGGAGCUGCAUGAGUGUGAAAAGGUGGGUUACAUAGAGAUUGCAUCGCCAAACCUCGAAAGCUUUUGGUUUCAUGCAGAGAAAAAUCAGGAGUGCGAAAUCAACCUUCAAAGCUUGGGGAGUUUGAAAAAUUUGACGUUGAAGGACAAUAGAAUGAUGGAUACUGUUCUUCAGGGUUUCCUCUCCAAAGCCACAUUGCUCGAGAAAUUGGUGCUUCUUAAGUGUGCUAAACUCAGGAGGCUCACUAUUUUAAGUGACAGAUUAAAGAGCUUGGCCUUGAUUCAGUGUUACAAGUUGGAAGAAGUGAACAUUGAUGCACCGAAUUUGUCUUCCCUCCAGUACAGUGGCAACAGGGUGCCUUUCUCGUCCAUCAAUACUCUAGGCCUUCGUGAAGCAAAGUUUUCUUUUGGUCCCACUAUGAGGACAAAUCAGCUUCUUGUCGAGUAUCAGACACAUUUUCGGGACUUUGAUCGGUCUAAGGGUUUUAAACUGAUUGUAUACUCCAAGCAGGAUCUGAAGGUUUAUGAAGACCCAAACGAGGCCCUUGAAUAUCGAAACUCUUUUUGCAAUUUAGAACUCACUACUUCUUUGACAAGUGUUAUGAAAAUUGUUGAUGACUGGUUGCGGAAUUUCCAUGGUAGGCAUAUUGUGCUUGUAUCACCCAGCAGUGAAUUGAUACAGCUAACACAGAGAAUGAUUAUGGACAGAGAAGAUAAUCCGAGUUGCUGCGCAUUUUAUUCAAACAAAUGCUGGCUACAUUACAUUGAAGAUGUUACAGUUCAAAACCUCACCUGCAUUGACAAGAGGCAUUAUGUCUUCAAAUGGAAAUGUUGA
Striga hermonthica is the source of this 1713-nucleotide messenger RNA. The record is from the annotation of a GenBank genome assembly. Lineage: Eukaryota; Viridiplantae; Streptophyta; Magnoliopsida; Lamiales; Orobanchaceae.